AUGUCAUCUAAUCAUACCAUAUUUAUAUUAGCAGGAUUUAAAUUUAGUCCUGAGAUUCAGAGUACAGUGUUUGUAGUGGUGCUUUUGGUUUAUGCUUUGUCAAUAUUGGGCAACAUAACCAUAUUCACUGUGAUAUGCUUGGAAAGGUCUCUCCAUACGCCUAUGUAUUUUUUCCUAAGCAGCUUGGCAAUUGAGGAUAUGGGUUUUAUCUCCAGCACUGUACCUAUGCUCCUCUUUAUUAUGGCUACUGGCAAUGGAAGCAUAUCUCAAAAGAACUGCUUCAUGCAGCUUUAUUUCUACAUGUCCUUUGGCUCUGUAGAGUUUUUACUGUUGGCAUUUAUGUCUGUGGAUCGGUACGUGGCACUUUCCUAUCCCCUGAGAUACCGCAACAUAAUCACUGACCGGACAUGUUUCUAUUUGAUUCUAAUAUCCUGGGUAUCUGGUUUCUUUAUGUUCCUCUAUUCCAUUUUAUUACUAUCCAAUCUGUCCUUCUGUGGUCCCUUUGAGGUCAAUCACUUCUUCUGUGAUGCUUCCGUGUUGGUCAAAAUAAGCUGUUCAGACUCAUCAUUUUUUAACACAAUCUUCGCCAUUUCUGCAGCAUCUAUAGUCCUAAUAUCAUUUCUUGUCACUUGUGUAUCAUAUAGGUCUGUCAUUGGUGCAGUAAUGAAGAUUAAGUCCUCAACAGGAAAGAGGAAAGCCUUUUCCACAUGCAGCUCUCAUUUUAUUGCUGUAACAUUGUUAUAUUUAACUGUCAUAUUUCUUUAUGUAAGAACAGCUGGCAGUGUCUCUAAUGACUUAAAUAAAGCAAUUAGCAUAAUCAAUAGCAUCUUGUCACCAUUCAGUAAUCCAUUUAUAUACAGCCUGAGGAAUGAUAAAGUUCAGGAGGCAUUCUGGAAGGUUUUGAAUAUUCACAAAGAGAAAGAAAAUCAACCUAUUCCAUGA
Molecule: messenger RNA, 942 nt
Organism: Staurois parvus
Lineage: Eukaryota; Metazoa; Chordata; Amphibia; Anura; Ranidae
Source: the annotation of a GenBank genome assembly